AUGUCUGGACGCGGCAAGCAAGGAGGCAAGGCCCGCGCCAAGGCCAAGACUCGCUCUUCCCGCGCCGGGCUGCAGUUCCCGGUGGGCCGCGUGCACCGCCUGCUGCGCAAGGGCAACUACGCCGAGCGGGUGGGCGCCGGGGCUCCCGUCUACCUGGCCGCCGUGCUGGAGUACCUGACGGCCGAGAUCCUCGAGCUGGCCGGCAACGCGGCCCGCGACAACAAGAAGACGCGCAUCAUCCCCCGCCACCUCCAGCUGGCCAUCCGCAACGACGAGGAGCUCAACAAGCUGCUGGGCAAGGUCACCAUCGCCCAGGGCGGCGUCCUGCCCAACAUCCAGGCCGUCCUCCUGCCCAAGAAGACCGAGAGCCACAAGGCCAAAGGCAAAUAGAAAAAGCUUCUCUCGGUUUCGGUUCUUGCGGGUACUUUUCCAGCUGCGGUA
Molecule: messenger RNA, 441 nt
Organism: Eublepharis macularius
Lineage: Eukaryota; Metazoa; Chordata; Lepidosauria; Squamata; Eublepharidae
Product: histone H2A type 2-C-like
Exons: 1
Coding region: 1-390 (129 amino acids)
Cellular component (GO): nucleosome
Molecular function (GO): structural constituent of chromatin; protein heterodimerization activity; DNA binding
Source: RefSeq, a predicted model, not a curated record